AUGAAUUGUCCAACACAUCUGUUAUCAAGUGAGGAAAGACUGCUUCGUCGGAGUGUUGGUACUGCAGUAAGAGGUCGCAGUGCUUCCCCCGAUGCAAGAAAUAUAUCUGCUGCUGGUGCUGUGGGUAUAUUCGGGAUAGGUAUCGGCGCUGCGCCAAGAAGGGAGGAGCCCAUUCCUAGGGGGAGAGAGGUGCACAUCAAUGUGUUCGGUGACAAGGCCACCCCCGAAGCUGAAAUGGAGAAACACGAGAGGAGACUCUCUGCCGCACUCGGUGUGGAUAGAAGUGCCCGAGUACUUAGCUUUACUCGAGAAAAUGAGCCUAGAAAGGAUGGGAUGAUCAGGAAAGGGGGCGUUCUGGGGAGUCCACGGAGUGAGAACUUGAGCGAUUUGCUCUGGGAUGAUGUUUUGGAUGUUGGAAGUCGCGACUCUACGCCACAAAGCUCUCCCUGCCGCAAGACUCAGAAACGAACUGUACCCACUACCCCAUUCCGAGUUCUAGAUGCCCCAGGCCUUCAUAGUGAUGUGUAUAGUUGGACAGAAACCGGAGGCGCUCGUCCUUUUGAGCCAUGGUCUACAUCCCAUGUGACCUCUCUUGCAUUCUCUUGUUUACAAGGUGGAAAUAACAUUCUUGCUAUUGGUAGAAUUGAUGGUUCUCUUAGCUUGUGGAAUCCAAUUGAGCUUACACCGAGGAUUGAGCGUCCUCACAACGCUGGCGUUGCUUGUUUGGCUUGGAAGCCAGUGCUUUCUCAUCGUCCGUUGGCAUUUUUUCAGCCCUAUGGUACUGGAGCUCGUUCUCGUCCCUCGUCCGCAAUAAUAGAGACUGAGGAGCUUCUUGUGGGUGACGAGUUUGGAAACGUGUAUUACUACUCGAUUCAGUGGAAUGGUAAGCGGGAACUACUGGGUCAAAGGGUCUCUGAUGCAACGAUCACUCUAUUGAAGCGGAUUGUAGUACACUCUCAGCAAAUCUGCGGGUUAGCUUGGAGUGGAGAUGGUGAGCAGUUUGCCACCGGUGGAAAUGAUAAUGCGGCCUGUUUAUUCGAUACAUCUGAGGUUGUGAAUAGGCGUCGAGAUUCAUCUGGAGGUGGAGAAAAUAUGAUUGAGGGCGGAGAAAAACACAAGUGGUUGCAUGGAGCUGCUGUGAAGGCAAUUGCAUUUUGUCCCUGGCAGAAGAGCUUGAUUGCAACUGGCGGGGGCUCUAACGACCGCUGUAUUCAUUUCUUUCACACGUUUUCCGGCGCAGCGCUUGCAACAAUCAACGUUUCUGCCCAAGUCACCUCCUUGUUGUGGUCUAUCAACCAUCGUGAAAUUGCUGCAACAUUUGGCUAUGCCAACCCCGACCACCCUAUAAGGAUUGCAGUAUUUAGCUGGCCAGAAUGCAAACAAGUUGUGCAGAUACCUUGGCAAGAGGAUAUGAGAGCUCUCUACGCAGUUGCAUAUCCUGGAGGCCCCAAUGACCCUCCCUCGAGCUUCGCCAGCGACACUGCUACAGCCAAUGCAUCGAACAUGAGGCGGACUGAGAGCGGAAAUGACGAUAUUGAUAUUUUGAGGGAAGAAUUUGGUGUCAUCGGUAGAAACAUCGGUUUCCCUAGAUGGCCUGGAAGGAAUAGGCCAAAGAGCGAGGGCUGUAUUGUCGUUGCUGCUAGUGAUGAGACGGUGCGCUUUCACGAGGUAUGGAGUGAAACAAGAAGAGGAGUAUUAGGGUGGAGAGGUGUACUGGGUGGGAGUGAUAUCCUUGAAGGCUUGGAGGGCAUCGAGAAGGACGGCGGGGAGAUGAUUAGGUAG
Messenger RNA from Morchella sextelata, 1782 nucleotides. RefSeq lists its product as uncharacterized. Bases 1 to 1782 code for a protein of 593 amino acids. NCBI's taxonomy places the organism in Eukaryota, Fungi, Ascomycota, Pezizomycetes, Pezizales, Morchellaceae. Gene Ontology annotation, cellular component: anaphase-promoting complex. Gene Ontology annotation, molecular function: ubiquitin ligase activator activity; anaphase-promoting complex binding; protein binding. The transcript has 5 exons. The record is from RefSeq and is a predicted model, not a curated record. Gene Ontology annotation, biological process: positive regulation of anaphase-promoting complex-dependent catabolic process; positive regulation of ubiquitin protein ligase activity; anaphase-promoting complex-dependent catabolic process.